Molecule: messenger RNA, 1431 nt
Organism: Daphnia pulex (common water flea)
Lineage: Eukaryota; Metazoa; Arthropoda; Branchiopoda; Diplostraca; Daphniidae
Product: ionotropic receptor 93a-like
Exons: 10
Coding region: 1-1431 (476 amino acids)
Cellular component (GO): membrane
Molecular function (GO): ligand-gated monoatomic ion channel activity
Source: RefSeq, a predicted model, not a curated record
AUGGCCUUCUGUUCCCAACUGAUCCGAUCGUUCUUAAUUGUUUCAGCUUUGCUGAUGAUUAUUUCUGCAAAUGCUGAUGAAGUUUCGUUGUUGAAAAAAACCAACUCUCUUAACGGCAAGGCUCUUAUGAUUAUUCCUAUGUCAGCUUUGGUUCAACACCGGUACAACGAUUCCAGACUGAAAGAGUACAUGCCACGGACGGCCCGGAUGCAAAUCGACAUUAUCGACUGGCUUGCAAUUCGCUACAACUUCACUUACGCAAUUUUGACGACCAAUGAAACGACUCUGGAACGUCCUGUUAAUAAAGCGAAUCGAGGGUCUCUUAGUUUCUUGCUCGACGGAACUUGCGAUAUGGUCUUGAGCGAUCUCUUCAUGACAAGUGGUCGCUAUCGAUUGGUGGACAUGCCUUACCCUUGGUAUCAAGGACCUGCUAGAUUUCUUAUUCCUGUUCCGGAUGCAAGUUUAAAUUUCGCAUCAGUUUUGAAGCCUUUUCAGUUACCGGUUUGGAUCACUUUGAUAGUUUCGGUAGUACUCUUGAUUGCCACCUUUGAACUGAUCAAAUGUUAUCUACCUUUAAGAGACUCUAACGACUCUGACAUUCAUGACGUCACUCAGUGCACGUCGAAUAAACCUAUUCCGUACCUUUACGUGUUUGGAUUGCUUCUCUCUCAGGGAGGUCCCAUAAUAUCGAUGAGACUCCCCAUCCGACUGGUGGCAGGCAUUUGGUGUUUAGCCGCUUUUGUUCUGAGCCAGGCUUACAAUUCUACUCUCAUCACUUACGUCAUCGCUCCCAACAAUCCUCCGCUAAUCAACUCCGUCAUGGACAUCAUCAGUAAUCCCAAUAUUCGCCUUAUAGUCGAGAAGAAUAUGGGAUUGGACGUCGUCAUAUCUGGUUCCACGGAUGAAGAUGGCGUCUUCCGGCAUCUAAGAGACAGAAUCAACGGUUAUCCAACAUCGCGCUGCAUCUAUCAAUCUGAGUGCAUCGAACGUGUUAUAUCCGGGGGAUCUCACUCGAUCGAGUACCUGUUGGAUGCCAUGUUUGCCGAUUUUCAAAAGACUGGACAAUGUCGCUUACAGAUUGCCAAAGAAGGUUUCAUGAACUUUAUCAUAUCCUUGGCUCUGGUAAAGCAUAGUCCCUACACCAAUUCCAUUAGCAAAGGAGUAAUUGAAAUGAAUCAAUUUGGAUUGAUUGAACACUGGAUUGCAUCGUACCAAGCUAUGCCACAUCAGUGUCUAGCUCAAGCCGCUAAAAAACGGCGAGAUGAAACACCCAGAUUGUCGCUCAAAAAUCUGACUGGAGCUUUCGCCGUCCUCGUCGCCCGCCGUCGACUUAUUACUAUUCAACGCCCAGUCGACUCGAGUCAUUCAACCAAACAAAAGGCUUCAACUUCUAGCGGUCAGUACGGACCAGACGAAUUUGUCUUCUGGUAA